Molecule: messenger RNA, 7176 nt
Organism: Porites evermanni
Lineage: Eukaryota; Metazoa; Cnidaria; Anthozoa; Scleractinia; Poritidae
Source: the annotation of a GenBank genome assembly
AUGGACCUCAUAGAUUUAAUUGGCGACUCAAGAACUGACAGUCUACCAGCUGGGUUUCUGCGGUCGAUAAAAAUUAAGUACAAACAAGAAUCUUCCCGCGUAUUCCCGCCAGGGACUCCAUAUAAAGAGGACACUGUCGGAGGAAAACAAAGCUUGCAAAAGGAAGGACAAAGUCCAAGAUCUGGUUCGGCAGCGAGCGGGGCGUCUGUACCGGUAACUUACUCAAGAAAUUAGAAAACUAUUACUCUAUUUUAUCGUUAUGUUUUGUCAUUUAUUGCUUUUUCCUUGGAGCAUCAUGGAUUUUUAUUAUUUGUUUACGAAAAAUUGAUCGGUCUCUACGCAUACUGAUAGCAAUUGCAGCAAUACAACUUCCACUUUAGAGUAGAGAAUUUGUGUACAGUGUACCGCCAUUUAUCUCAAAAAACACAGGCUACAUUUAUUUCUAAAAAAACUCACAUGGUCCAGAGAGGUGUGAUGUUGAUGGCAGUAAUUAUUAAUAUGUUCACAGAAUUUUAUGGCAUUUAAUAGAGGUUUUUAUUGCUCUAAAUUGAUUGGCAUGUUAUUUAAGCCUACACUUAUUUCAACUGAGUUAAAUCGGUUCAAAGUAAUGUCUCUGUUAAAUCUCAAUAAAUUAGGGACUGUUAUGGGAGCAAUGCCAGAUCUAGGGCAUGGUUCCAUCUGAAAUUAUGGGUUUUAGUGCUAUUUAACUUCCAAAUACCAGACCAAUUAAAAUUUUUUUGCAAAAAAUUAAAAUAUUAAAAUGACUAAAUUUCCAUUAUUUAGGCUCGAAAGUAUUUAUAGCACCAAUGCUAGUGAGACCAAGCAAAUGCUUGAAAGAAAUAGUUUAUACCAAACAUUAAUGGGGUUAAGAAUCCCAAAUGGCCAGGGGCAAACCAGUUGGCUAUUUACAAGCGUGGUCAAAGAUUUGACCUUGACACUACUGAAAACAAAUCCAGUUAGCGAUCAGGGGUACCCAAUGACAGUUUCCUCCUAAAUGCAUUGAAAACACUUUUUAGGCUAUCCAGAGUAUUUUCAGAUCUAGAAAUGCAUUCUAAUCGGCGUUAUAAAAUUUGUAUCUGUUCGGUUGUCCUAGGGCAACUUGAGUCUUUUCGAAAUUACUAGGGCCUCAGUAAUAUUUUCCAGAAAAUUUUAGAUGCAAUAGGUUUUACGAAAGUGUGAAUUUUUCUGAUUCCUCUCUCCAUCGCAUUUUCAAAAUCCGAAAAUUUUAGGUUUACUUUUUCUAUGAAAAAUGGGCUAACCUAGUGACUGAAAUGCAAAAAACUAAACGUAAGAAAGGAUAUGCAUUAGAUAUGCUACGAAAAUUGUACAUGAAUGGAAUGGUUAUCUAGAAAUUUUUAGCCUUUCUCAAGCUAUAGAAAAUUGUAGGCAAUUUUGCUUCUCCGAACAGAUAUUUUACAGAAAACAGUCAUUGGGUGCCCUUGAGCGGUCAGGCUGGGACCUCCAAAUUGCAAAUCCAGCACUGUAACUGCUCCUGCUCUGCCACGCUGCUUCCUCACUGAUAGUGAGUUGCUGCUGUUUAACUCACGGUCAUUAAGGCUGGUUUGUGAUUUGAACAGUUGAUGAAGCUAUUUUUGUCUAUUUCAGAGUUUUAUGGGAUGGCGUGUGCCGUCAAGGUUGAUUCAACAGAACAGAACUCCACUCCAGUCAGCUGGUGAGAAUCUAUGUGAUGUCCUUGUGGCAGAAGAACUGAAACUUUUCAAAUGCUGACCUGGCCAGGCCAGUUUCCACUUUUCAUGGAAAUGGUCAGAUCUUUUACAAUAAAAAGAAAUUAUUAAUACAUAUAAUUCUCAGGACUUAAAAUUUACAGAUCUCCAGGGGCACAUGCUUUGGAGUCCAUUAAGAGCUGGUUUAAAGCACUCAGUUUAUAACUAACACCUUUUUUUCCAAGUUGCAAACAUUUUGCUGUCUUUCAUCUUCAGGGCAACUUUCCAUGUUUUUUUUAUUUGUAUUCUGGUCUGUUUGACUGAAUUAUGCUCAUUUGGGUAAAAUGUGAAAGAUUUCUCCCUUCCCUUUCCCACAAAGUAGAUGUCAGUUUUCUAUAAUCAUUAAAACUGAUGAUGUCACCAGUAGUACAAGGGAUGUGACUGAGGUCCACACAGACACUUUAGGACCCUCCAAGGGGAAACAGACUUAAUUAUCUUUUUAGCAUAUUUUUUUAAGUUCACAAAAAUUCCCUUUGCUAUAAUAGGAGGAUAUAAAUAUGCAGAGAGAGAAAAGAUGGAAUCCAGGAUGUCAGUUCAAAGUAGAAGAUCUGUUGGCAGUAGAAACAGUCAAACAAAUCCACUAUCAAGAGGAAAAGAUGAACGUAAGCAAUAAAGAAAAUUAUAUAAUAGACAAUAGACAAUAUCUUAUUUGGGGUCUUUUACCAUCUGGUACAUCAACUGUUUCCCAAAUAAUUUAAAAUUAAAAUAUAUGCUAAGCUAUUUAUUACACUAAUACAGUUACAUAACAAGUUAUUACAAAUAGAGAUAAUUACAUUUAUUAUUCAGUCAAAAUAUUUCCCUGUUUCUGAUUGGCUAAAAGCACAUGUUUAAUUCACCAUAACCAGUUACUGAUGACCAAAUUUGGAAGAAUUUUGACUUUAACGAGGAAAUGACAUCAAAAAUGCAGCGUUUUCACAGGUUAAGGCACCGUUAACCGAGAAGACCUGGGGACGAGGUUGAGUUGUUUUGGUUGUGAACUUGAAAAAAUGGCGAACAUCUCACUCGUUUCAAGAGUAAGAACUAGGCGAAAAAAUAGCUAAAAACAUGGCAAGAACAGCAAGAAGGGCGACAUCUGCUAUUUGGAGAAUAUUUGCGGAGCUGGACAAACCUAAACGUACACUAUCGAAGAUGAACUUAACAUCGAUGGAUCGAUGGAGGUAAGCAUGUUUUAGCAAUGUUUUUAAACUAGGAAUUAUUUUGAAUGAAUAAUAAAACAUUUAUUGAAUUCGGCUUUGGUAUCAUAUGAAGAAUUAUGGAGAUCUCGGAGGGUGUUAUCCGCCUCGGCCUACGGCCGCGACGGAUAACACCCUCCUCGAUCUCCAUUAUUCUUAGAUACUCAGCCUCAUUCAUUAACUGUUAAAUACACAGACACAUAUUUUAAUCUACCUUUUGUCUUCCUUCUCUUUUCUUAUUUUGAAACAUUUGAACACAUAUACCCUGCUACAUUUGUAUGCAUAGCAGCAAUGUGGAUGAUCACCCCCUCUCCCUCCUCCCUGGGGUAGCCUAAACUUGUUUGAACUUUUAUUAACUUUGGCAUGAUAGCUAGCUAGCAGGUGUAAUUCACCAUUUAUUCCAGUAUUUAUUUCAAAAGCUUUUUAAUUCUCAUCAUUAACUUUUUGUACCUUGUAGUACCAAGGCUGGAGUCAGCUAAUGCAGUAAGAAAGAGUCCUUUUCUGAGAAAAGUUACACCCCUGGCUAAAGUGAGUAUUUUUUGGGGGGGGGGUUUUCAUGGUUUUUAUCAGUCUAUGUCAUGCCCCAGUUGACUUAAUUGACCACUCUCUGAAUGUAGCACCACGUUGCUGCUACAAACUCAUUUAAAAAUAACAAUAAUAAUUUAUUUCUAAUAUUAACUUUUUUAUUACUGUUGACAUAUACAUCCAUGCAGACACCACCACUUCCAGCAAUGAGAAAUUUUUCCAAGGAACUAAGCAAAGGUAAGAACACUUUAAUAACUGUUUUAAUAUCAUAGGUGAUGAAUUACUCCUUAAUUUUGGCGCGAAAUUUCAGCAUUAAUUUGUAAUUUCACAUGCGAAAUUACAAAAUUGCCAUGGCAACCCUUCCGUAUGUCUCAGUGUCAAGAUGGCGACGAAGUUUUAAAAUGUCAUGAAUGAAGAUGUCAGGGCACAAAAAGACGCUUUAGAAAACCUGAACACACAAGAGAACAUCAAGAAGGACUCUAACAGGUACUUUGCCGAGAAAGUCUGAAAAAUUCUGAACUUUAUAAGCCAAAUUUAAGGUCUAAACAUUUGAGAGAGUGGAGUUCUCGAUCGAUACGAUCCAGGAUAAACAUGUCAAAAAUCCAAGAUUGCUAACGUAAUUCGUCACCCAUGAUAUUAAUAGGUAAUCAAAUGGUAUGCUUGUGAAAUUAGGGAAUAAUUUCACUUGCGUUUUGUCCAAAUCCUAAUAAUUUCCCUUGCCUGAAGGCUUGGGAAAUUAUUAGGAUUUGGACAAAACACGCGUGAAAUUAUUCCCUAAUUUCACUCGUCACCAUUUGAUUACACAUACUAAUUUGACAGUAAUUGUCCAAUUAUUACUUAUUUUCAUAGAAACUUGAAAAAAAAAAUAUUACUGGUUUGGUAGAUGAUCGAACAGUGAUAAUUCACAGGAUAUCACAAGUACAUGUAUUUAUAUGUGUUAUGAAAGAAUGAACACUGUGUCUAUUCCAGACAAAACAGACAAGAGCAUACUGCAAGAUAUGGAGGAGGCAAAGAGGACUGCUGUUGAGAAGGUAGUUAUGACAGUUCUUUACAAUUAUUACUUAAAGCAAAGGAAUAGUUUACAAUGGGUUGGGUUUGCACAUUUAUGUACAGUGAUUAAUUAUUUAAAUUAGUAGAGCUCUAUGAGCCAAAGGAAUGCGGAGCGCUUUACAUUCUGGGGGAAAGAAAAGUUAUUUUAUAGUAGAUCAUAGUAGUGGUAUCACAUUUUUUUAUAGUGAUAUGUUUAAAAAAAUCACUUCUUUUAAUCUACUUGGAAAAUGCCAUGAUAAUAUUCUCAAACUGUAGUCUGGGCAGUGCGUCAUGGUAAACUUACUUUUGCACUAUCUUUUGUGCAUAAUUUGCAUGUGCAAUGCAUUAGUUUGUCAAAAAUUUAGUUACUCAGCAUAUUUGCAUACAAACACGCAAAGUCAUAUUUAAAUGAUAUAUGGCAACUGAGUAAAAAAUCCCUUUCUAUGACUUUUCUUUCAGUCAAUCAGGAAAAUUAUUCAUCCUCACUCACUGGAAGCUGUGAACGAAUGGUUGAAGACAGCUACAGAUAAAGGUUUGCUUUCAGUCAGCAUUUUAUUAUUUAGGCUUGUUUAUAGUGGAAAGUGCACUUAGCUUAUCCAGCUAGUUUACAGACACUCCACUCAAAUACUUAGAAACAAAUAAUUCAAAUCCAACAUAACAGAAUAAAAAAAACCAAUCGUAAGGAGGCAACCAGUUGGCUAUUUACAAGGGUGGCUGAGGAUGUGAACUCGGGCGACCAAGAACAAAUCCAGCAAGUCACCAGAGCAGGACUCUAACCUGGGACAGCCGGAUUACAAGUCUGACACACUGACCACUGCACCAUGCUGACCCUUUGUUGAUGAAAGAGCAUUACAAUCAGUCACUUUCUAGGCUUUAAAUUUGUAGGGAAGAUUUCAUACUCAGGCCCUGUUUAAAUGGAGAAAAAUUGUCCCACCUGGCAAGAAAACGUCAUCCGCCUGCCCAAGCUACCCUGAGCAAGCCAACUUUUCAUACAUUUCCUUUCAAAACAAGGCAUUUUGUUACAUGAAAAACAAAAAGUUGGAUCUGCUAGAAGGUUUACCUGGGUCACCCUCCUAGUCGGGCCAACUUUUCUCCAUAUAAACACUUUAGCUCGCUCAGUCGAGUCAACUUGGUCAAGGUUAGACAAUCAGAGCACGUGUGAGCGUUGUUUUAGACAAGUACAUGUAGAUCACAUGCAGAGCAUAUAAGUGAGCUGUUGGCUCCGGCGAAGGAGACAACUUUUUUCAUAAUCCUAAACUUGCUUAAAGUUGACUCUGCUGGGAUGGUGACAAUCUACCCAGGACAGGUUUUCUCCAUAUAAAUUGGGCCUCUGAGGCUAAUAAGUUUUCUCACCCAUCUUUUCACAUGUUUCUUAGAAUAAGGUCUGAUCACAUAUUACUGUUUGAAUUUUGUGCACCACUUUUUGAAACACCAGUUGUUAAAAGCUAGUGGUUUAAGAGAACAGUUGUAAACCCUGAGAGAUUUAACCAUCUUAACUGAGAAAUGCCAAAUCAAACAGUCAAAAACCAGUGAAAUUAUCAAGAGAAAAUGGAUUGACAUCGUUUGAUCAAAAGAAUGUUUUGAAUCAAAGCCAUCCAUUUCUCUUUCAAGAUUACUAAUUCAAUAGCAAAGUAAGACUGGAAACAAGAAUUUUUGGAAAUGGAACAGCAAGUUGUGGUUAGACUGGAGGUGGACCACUUUGACCAGAAAAUUUCCAUGAGGACCGAAGCGUUUCAUUUAUUUCUUGACUGAAAUUUCCGAAAAUGUUGGCCUACAAGUAAAAUCACAAGCACCCACAAUAAAUUUAACAAAAAAACUUACAGUUUCUGAGAUUUUUUUUUGUUUAAUUAUCAAGUUUAAAUGAUACAUUUUUGUUUGUGUUUAAAGAACGUGAGCUAGCUUUGAAGUUCUUCAGUACCCUGUCUGGAGUGAAAACAGACAAACUGGAUAUGGUUGGCCAAAAAUUGAAUCAAGAUCAUUUAGUGGGAAAUUGUGAGCCCUGUGACAGUGGUAGAAUCAAGGAAGCUUUGGAAGCAUUGGCUAGGUUUGUAUAAGAGCCUUCAUGAGGAAAGUACACUUACGUAAAAUUGUGGAAUGUUUAUUACAGGCAGUUUGUAUUUUUGUGGCACAAAGGAAGAGUUAAGUGAUGACGAAAACAUUAAUGUUUUUAAACCAGUAAAAUCAGCACUGUUUUGGAUAUUGUCCUUCCACUAUAGUCACUAACUACAUUGUAUUUUUCAUGAUGUAAAAAAGGUGUUAAGAUUAAUUUUACAAAGAUUUUGCCCCUUGCAAAUGUUCGACAUAAUUAUGUUGUGUACCACUUUUCAAGACAACUACCAUCAGUUACAUGUACUUCAUUCCAACAAUGUACACUUUCACUAUUUAUGGUAACUAUCAUAAUAAUUAAUUUUUUGUCCUUUGAACUGUCUUACGGUUUCAUUGUUGCAUUCCACAGAGAGGAUACUGUUGUGUCACGUGGUAAACUGCUGUAUAACCCCAAGAGAGCCCCAGACAUCACCAAACAUUCAUACUAUCAGAAAGCCAAACAGCGGUUGCCAGUACAUGUACGGCAGCAGUUCCAAACUUGGCACCAUCUUCCAGUGUACACUGUAGCAAGUGAUGCCGCCAUAAACAAGAGUGCAAUGUUCACUCAGCCACACAAAGCCUAUGGGCGGCACUUUACUAUCCAUCCAGAGUGGGGACUGCACAAGCCCAUUGUUCUGUAA